AGUUGAGAUUUUUCUCUAAGAGGGCGAUCGAUUAGGGUUUGUUUUCAUCGGAAUAAACUAUUUGAUCGGAGACAUGACCUCGACCAUGGAGGGCGUGAUAAAGUCAAUCCAAGGUCUAUCCUCGACCUCCGGCGACUUAUCUUCGCUCCACCGUCUUCUGAAAGGAGCCGAGGAGACGCUCCGAAGCGAAUCGGAUCUCCAAAUCUCUACUCUUGACCAGCUCGACGCUUCGAAGCAUUCUCUCGGUUAUCUCUAUCUCCUCGAUGCUCUCACGUGUGGUCCAAUGUCGAAGGAGCAAGCUUUUGAUGUGGUUGUGUUAAUUGCUCGGUUUAUUGAUUCUUGCGAUGCUGAGCAGAUUCGUUUAGCCAGCGACAAAUUUGUGUCUCUUUGUAAGAGAUUUAAAGAGAAAGUUUUGGAGCUUAGAGAUUCUUUACGAGGUGUGGCACCGUUGUUGACAGCUGUUCGUAAGGUUCAGGUGUCCACCAAACGUUUGACUGCUUUGCAUCCGGAUUGUCUUCAACUGUGUUUGCAGGCUAAGUGCUAUAAAGCUGGUUUCUCCAUUCUUAGUGAUGAUAUCUUGGAGGUUGACCAGCCUAGAGAUUUCUAUCUCUAUUGCUAUUAUGGGGGAAUGAUAUGCAUUGGACAGAAGAAAUUCCAGAAAGCAUUAGAGCUUCUUUACAAUGUUGUUACUGCUCCAAUGCAUAGUGUCAACGCCAUAGCUCUUGAGGCCUAUAAAAAGUACAUAUUGGUCACUCUCAUUUACUCUGGACAUUUUAGUAUCAGUCUCCCAAAGUGCGCUUCUACACCAGCUCAGAGGAGCUUCAAGACCUGGUGUAUACCUUACACUGAAGUGGGAAAUUGCUUCAACGAAGGGAAAAUCAGGGAACUAGAGGCAGUGGUUGUGGCCAACAGCUCAGAUUUUGAAAAGGACAAUAACCUUGGAUUAGUAAAGCAAGCUGUGUCAUCCCUUUACAAGCGGAACAUUCUGAGAUUGACUCAGAAGUAUUUGACCUUGUCGCUUCAGGAUAUAGCCAACAUGGUCCAGCUUGCUAAUGCUAAGGAGGCGGAAAUGCAUGUGCUUCAGAUGAUCCAGGAUGGUCAGAUACAUGCUCUUAUCAACCAGAAAGAUGGAAUGGUCAGAUUCUUGGAGGACCCUGAGCAGUACAAAACCAGUGAGAUGAUAGAGGUCAUGGAUUCUGUCAUCCAAAGGACUAUAAAGCUGUCGAAGAAUCUCAUAGCCAUGGAUGAGAGCUUGUCAUGCGAUCCUUUGUACUUGGGAAAGGUUGGAAGGGAAAGGCAAAGGUAUGACUUUGGAGACGAUUUUGAUACUGUCCCUCAAAAGUUCUCCAUGUAAAACAACAAGAAGAUCUGAAGGAACAAAACUUGGCUCAAAGACAACCCUAGUUGUGAAUCUGGUCAACGUUUCUUUGUUUUUAUUUUUUUUUCGGUUGUGAAGUUUCAAUGGGCAACAAGUUAGAGAAGAUCAUUUUGGACCCGCAAAUCUUUAUUACGAACUACGCCCUACAUUGCAUCAAUGAGCAGAAUGUGCAAUUCCUUCUAUUUAUUUAUUUAUAAAGCUUUAAGAGAUGACAUUGGGGUUAUAGAGGUUCGGUACAUGCUGUUGGAAGUAAAGUCCAGUCUGCUUUAGAAUUUGAAUACAAAGUACUCUAAUGGCCUUGCAACAUUGCUGGAUUAUGUAAACUCUUCAAAGAAUGAAGUUAUA
Messenger RNA from Eruca vesicaria subsp. sativa (arugula), 1723 nucleotides. Lineage: Eukaryota; Viridiplantae; Streptophyta; Magnoliopsida; Brassicales; Brassicaceae. The record is from the annotation of a GenBank genome assembly.